Messenger RNA from Pelagomonas calceolata, 891 nucleotides. The record is from the annotation of a GenBank genome assembly. Lineage: Eukaryota; Pelagophyceae; Pelagomonadales; Pelagomonadaceae.
CGCGUGCGCCGCCGCCGGCCACGCGCGCAUCGCGCGGGCCGUCCGGUCGCGCGCCCCGCCGUGGACGUGGCCGACGCAGACCCGCUCCGGGCGCACGCCGCCGAUCUCGAGCACCGCGACCCUCAGGAAGGUCUCGAGGCGGUCGAACGUGCCGACGACGACGUCGUCGCGCCGGAUGUUCGCGGCGGCCCGCGCGAGCGCGGCGCCGACGUCGUAGGCCGGCGCCGCGUACGUCUGCGACAGCACCGCGAGCGGCGACGGCUGCAGGUUGCCGUGCACGCGGCAGCCCUGCCAGCGGCACUUCACAUAAAACGACACGUUCGCCGGCGAGGGCUCCGCGGGCGCCUCACGAGGACCGAAGAAGUAGAACGCGCUCACGAGGCGCGCCACGGGCUCGCGCACGACGACGAAGACGCGGAUGGGCGCGACCGGCGCCACAAAAGGGAUGCGGAUGGUCUUGUCGUAGUUGACGUGGAUCUCCCAGCCCCGGUCGACGGCGUCCUCCGCGGCGCGGCGCUUGUCGCCGAGGCACGUGGCCAGCGCGGCGCGCCCGCCCACGCCGUAGAUGAGGGGCGCGCGCUCGCCCUGGUACUCGCCGCACCGGCCCUUCCAGAACCAGCGGCCCCGGUCGCAGAUCCGGCCGAAGAGCGCGCGCUUGGCCGUCGCGGAGCCGCUCUUCUUGAGCUUGAGGAAGACGGGGAAGGGGUCCGGCACGACGGCGUCCGCGUGGGCGGCGAGGCGCUGGUCCGGCGGCACGCCCACCCGCGCGGCGCCGAGCAGGGGCAGGAGCGCGAGGCGCCUCAUCCCACGGGCAGCCCCAUCCGUCGUGCUGACCGCGUUUCGUGCACCACGGUGGUAAAUGAAUGCUGCGCCGCCCGCGCGCGGGAUCCC